Aspergillus aculeatus ATCC 16872 is the source of this 4380-nucleotide messenger RNA. Its product is annotated as vacuolar protein sorting/targeting protein 10. The transcript has 3 exons. Lineage: Eukaryota; Fungi; Ascomycota; Eurotiomycetes; Eurotiales; Aspergillaceae. Gene Ontology annotation, molecular function: protein binding. Gene Ontology annotation, cellular component: membrane; Golgi apparatus. Gene Ontology annotation, biological process: Golgi to endosome transport; Golgi to vacuole transport; protein targeting to vacuole. Bases 1 to 4380 code for a protein of 1459 amino acids. The record is from RefSeq and is a predicted model, not a curated record.
AUGGCGUCCCGAUGGCUCCUGCUAGUGGGCUACCUGACGCUGGCUCUCAUGCUGCGGCCCAGCAUUGCAAAAUCAGCCGGAGAGCCCAAAGUCACCACGACGAAAUUUGACUUCGCUCCGGUGUCCCUUUUCUACUUCGAGGACACGGAUAACGUCCUCAUGAGCCUGGAGAACGGUGAUAUCUUCCAGUCAUUUGAUGGAGGUGAACAAUGGGCGCCGGCUAUUGGAGAGGGCGAAGGCAUGAAACAGCGGGUGGUUUGGGUUCAACAACAUCCUUUCGACAAGAACAAAGCUUAUGCCCUGGGCAACGAUGGGCGUCAUUUCAAGACGAAGGACCAAGGCAAAACCUGGGAUGCUUUCACAAUUGACGAAUUCCCAGCGUUACAGCAACACGCACCUCUUGUCUUCCAUGGUUGGGAUUCGAGCAAGAUUAUCUUCCAAAGCGAGGAAUGCGCCGGGUUUUUCUGCAUCGUGAGAUCAUACUAUACGACGAACGACUUCGAAACGACUAAGCUGUUGCGCGAGAGCGCUGCCGGAUGCUCUUGGGCCGUUGGCCAUCCAGAUUUCGCGGAUAAUCUCCCAUCUUUCGAUCACAUUGUCGACAGAACGCUAUGCGUUGUCCCAGGCUUGAAGGUGCCCUUUGGUCAUGCUAACCGUCUGGUGUACUCCGACGAUUAUUUCAGCAGUAGUACUGAUGGCAUAGAAGUGAAACUACACGCAGACCGGCCAAUCUCUGGAGUCAUCAGUACCGCUGCUGUCAAGAAGUUUGUCGUUGCUGCUGUUAAGUCAAAGGGAACCGACGAGCUUGCUUUAUACGUGACCACUGAUACAAUUACUUGGAGUCGGGCAGAGUUUGGCGGUCACAGGAUAGAACAAGAUGCCUACACCAUGCUGGAAAGCACCAACUACAGCCUGCAGGUGGAUGUUUUGACCAGCCCUUUCAGUGGCAUGGGCGUGCUAUUUACCUCAAACUCGAACGGUACAUUCUUUACUCGCAAUAUCGAGCACACCAAUCGCAAUGAAGCCGGUAUUGUGGAUUUUGAAAAAGUUGCUGGAAUUCAGGGCAUCGUAUUGGUCAACACGGUCAAGAAUCCUGAAAAGGUUGAGUCAGGCUCCGAAAAGAAAAUUAUCAGCCAAAUAAGCUUUGAUGAUGGAAGAACCUUCCAACCGCUCAAAGUGGGCGACAAACAUCUGCAUCUACACUCGGUGACUACUUUCGCGAAUAUUGGCCGGGUAUUCUCGAGUCCGGCGCCGGGAGUAGUCAUGGGUGUCGGUAACACAGGCGACAGCCUCAAGAAAUACAAUGAUGGAGACCUGUUUGUUUCAGACGAUGCAGGAGUAACUUGGCAGCAUGCUCUUGACGGGCCCUAUAAAUACGAAUUCGGUGACCAGGGUGCUGUGAUAAUGGCGGUCAGUGAUACUGGGAAGGCGAAAAAGGUCAAAUUCUCUCUCGAUCAUGGCAAGGAGUGGGAAUCAAUUGAUCUAGAACACAGGAUUCAACCCACCAUGGUCACAACGACUCCCGACUCUACCAGCCUAAAGUUUGUUCUCGUUGGGCAGGAGAAUGGUGAUGGCGACUACAUUGUGUAUUCAAUUGAUUUCAAGGGCCUCCACGAACGAAAAUGUGGUCAGGAUGACUUCGAAAAGUGGCCGGCCAGAUUGAAUGAGAAAGGUGAACCUGAUUGUUUGAUGGGCCACAAACAAUAUUAUCGGCGCAGGAAGGCCAAUGCAAAUUGUUUUGUGGAUGAGGAGUUCAAAGACCCUCAGCCGAUCCUAGAACCAUGCAAAUGUACGGCCGAAGACUACGAGUGCGAACAACGCAGCGAAGAUGGGCAAAGCUGUAAGCCUGCUGAAACCCCAAGACCUCCAGAGGGCAAAUGCACAAACCCCACCGAUAAAUAUUUGGGUCCAUCAGGUUGGAGGCUCAUUCCGGGAAAUUCCUGCAUCCGAGAAGGCGGCAAGAACAUGGAUGAUCAGAUUGAGUGGUCAUGUGAAGACGUGGGAAAUUCUCCUGAUAGCAAUGGCAAGAUCAGCCAUACGAAACAGUUCUUUGACGCAAAGCAAUUCAGCGCAUACUAUUACUUGGAACGCCAGUCCAGCAACUCAGGGACUGACGAAACUGUCAUCAUGUUGACAAGUGCACACAACCUAUAUCUCUCGCAUGACCACGGUAAGACGUGGCAGCAGUCAUUGCAAGGGAAGAAAAUUACCAGAAUUGCACCUCAUCCGUAUAGCAGUGACACAGCCUUUCUCCUGACUGACGGCAAGGAGGCAUUCUGGACGGUUGAUCGCGCUCAGACAUUCAAACACUUUGAGGCACCGAUCCCGGCUACUCAUGACCGUGUCCCGACAAUCUCGUUUCACCCACAGUAUAAAGACUGGCUUAUAUGGACCGGUGCUGUGGAUUGUGAGUCUGGCGAUUGCCAUUCCAAUGCCCAUAUCAGCCAGAAUCGUGGCGAAAAUUGGAAACUUCUUCUCCGCUAUGUUCAGAAAUGCGAGUUCGAGAGUCGAGAGACGCGUCCCGACAGCAAUAAAUUGAUUUUCUGUGAGCAGUUCGAAAGUGAAAAUCGAAACAACCGAUUGCAACUCUUAUCCAGCGAAAAUGAGUUUGCCGAUCGACGUGUCCAUUUCGAGGAUGUUAUAAAUUAUGCCACAAUGUCCGAAUUCGUUGUGGUAGCGUCUCGAAACCCGGAAAAGCCGGAAUCCCUGACUGCGAGCAGUAGUGUGGAUGGCCGGACCUUUGCGGAAGCACACUUUCCUCCAAACCUUGAUGUUCCUAUCCAGACAGCCUAUACUGUUCUCGAAAGCUCUACUCAUGCUGUUUUCUUGCAUGUGACUGUGAGCAAUGUUGAAGGAGGCGAGUACGGCUCCAUCAUAAAAAGUAAUAGUAACGGGACCUCUUACGUGCUCAGCCUAGGCGCAGUGAGUCGGGACCAUCGUGGCUAUGUUGAUUUCGAGAAAGUUCAGGGACUCGAAGGUGUUGCUAUUGCGAAUGUUGUCAGCAAUGUGGACAGGCUUUCUUCCGAUGCGGAUGGCCAAAAGUUUGGUUGUGCCGUGGAAGAAGGAAAUGGGAUUCCGGGUUGCUCGCUCCACCUUCAUGGCUAUACAGAGCGCAGGGAUGAAAGAGACACAUAUUCGUCUGGCUCGGCAAUUGGCCUGAUGGUCGGCAUAGGUAAUGUGGGCGAUCAUUUGGCUAGCGAUGGCGAGCCAGAUACAUUCAUCACACGCGAUGCUGGCUUCACUUGGAAGUUUGUGAAGCAAGGCCGGUAUCUGUGGGAAUUUGGUGACUCUGGUUCUGUUGUCGUGAUUGUGCGUGAGUCAAUACCGACCAAAGUACUUUAUUACAGUACGGACGAAGGUGAUACUUGGGAAGAAUACCAGUUUUCGGAUGUUCCAAUGCAGAUCGAAGACAUCUCGACUGUCCCGUCUGAUACUUCGAAAAAUUUCCUUCUUUGGGGUAAAGAUGCGGAGUCGGAGAAUCGAGAUAAACUCGCGACUGUCAAUAUUGACUUUAGUAAACUCAGGGCCGCCUCAUGCCAGUUGAACGAAGAUAGUGGAGCCACCGACGAUUACUACAUUUGGGAGCCAAGCCACCCUUUUGAAGACAAUAACUGCUUGUUUGGUCAUGUUGAACAGUAUCAUCGCAAGAAACCCGCUGCUCAAUGUUGGAACGACUGGCGUGAGCCCCACAUUCACAGCAUAGGGAGGAACUGCAGCUGUACCAAAUCCGACUUUGAAUGUGACUAUAACUACGAACCUUUGAGUGAUGGUAGCUGCGGGCUCGUCAAGGGAUUGUUCCCACCGGAUGCGAUGGCUGUUUGUAAGGUGGAUCCCGAUCGUGUCGAAUACUGGGAGCCCACAGGAUACCGGCGCCUGCCCCAAACGACUUGUCAAGGGGGAUUGGAGUUAGACCAUCUGGCGUCGAAGCCCUGCCCAAAUAAAAAGGAGGAAUAUCAACGUAGACACGGCAUCGGUGGAGUUGGACUGUUCUUUGCCAUUGUGACACCCAUCGCUGUGGCCGGUGCUGUUGGAUACUAUGUCUAUACCAGAUGGGACGGCAAAUUCGGUCAAAUUCGCCUUGGAGAGAAUGUUAGCACCUCUUCUGGUUUGCUGUCGCGAGACUCGCUGCUCAUAACUAUUCCCGUCACCAUAAUCGCGGGCGCGGUGGCUGUUGCUAAAUCCUUGCCGCUUUUGGCGACUAGCUUAUGGCGAAGUGCAAGCGGUGUUUUGCGUCUCAGGCGCAGUGGAGGCUAUACACGACCCUACUCGUCUCGGGGUGCUUUUGCAGCCCGACGAGGCGAUUACACUAGCGUUGUCGAUGAUGAGGAUGAGCUUCUUGGGGUGGAAGAUGCCGAAAUUGACGAGGAAGAUGAGCUCUAG